UCAAAAUGGUGGUCAAGUGUCAUCAAAAAAGAAAUGCAAAACCCGAUAAUUUUGUUUACCUGUGUUGGGGUUCUGGAACGAUUGUGAGUGCAUCAUAAAAUACACGGCAAGCAGCUUGUAAAUACUUCUGUGUACCAGGGGCAGCUGUUCUUGGGCUGAAUCUGUGCUCAUCACCAGCUAACGCAAACUGUUCGAGCUGCUUCUAACCGUGCAUUAGGCUUACCAGAGUGCAUCGCUUCAGCCUUCGUGUGAUGUCGUGAAAUGCUUCAAGAAGAAAAUCACGGACGUGCACAUUGUAAAGUGUGUCAUCAGUGUUGUGCAGAACGAAACAUUCACAAACGCCGCGUGUCCAGUGCUGCAGAUCGGAUGCGAAAAUUUUCCCGCCUCAGCGUUCUCCGCGCACGUCGGAUAACUUCCGCGUUAUAGCCGUGUUGAUUGUCACCACACGCUGAAAACAAGAAAUUGUGGAUUAGUGACAGCCCCCACCAUGUCGUUCAGCGAAUCGAACUUAGCGAAGAAGUUCACGACGCUGGCAAACACUCAGGAUAGCGUUCAAACGCUAUCACUGUGGCUUAUCCAUCAUAAGGCUCACCACCGAAAAAUCGUGGAGACGUGGACAAAGGUGUUGAAGAAAUCGAAAGCGGGGCAUCGUUUGACCAUGCUGUACCUCGCCAACGACGUGCUUCAGAACGGGAAGCGCAAAGGCAUUCAGCAGUUUGUGGACUCCUUCGGUGAUGCGCUUCCGAGUGUCAUCGCCUUUUUCAAAGACGAGAAGAUUAUAAAGCAAGUGGACAGGGUUUUCACGAUAUGGAGCGAGAGGAACGUCUAUUCGACGGAAUUUGCAAGUCAGCUGAAGGAUGACUUACAUGGCACAAGCAAUGCCAAGAGCACGCAUGCAUCCAGCAACGAUGAACCGGAAAAAUCCAAAGAGCCGAGUAAAAAGACUAAGCAGCCGAAGCUGAGCUCCAGUGCAGAUGGAGCGAAGCUCAAGCAACCUGACAUCGACAAAAUCAUUUUGGAAUUCAAGCCACAAAAAGUGAUAGAGAAGAUAAAGAAGAUGAAGAAAGUAGAAAAUGAAACCACUAAUAAGCUGGCUGCAUUAACUAGUCGUAACAUGGAUGCGUCCAGUUCUGAGGUGCUCAGGAAGUUUAAGGAUCGGAGCCACGGUCAGCAGUUUCAGAAAGACUUCGAUGAAGCCACCAAGUGUUUGGAAGAGUAUAUACAGGCCCUGGAAAAGGAAGUCGAAGAUCGAGCGGAGAUCGUCGAGCUCCUCGGAGAGGCCAAAGUGUAUUACGACAACCAGCACGGUGAAGCACGUAUCGUCGCAACGGCAUACAAGAAUUUUGGAAAUCGUGUGAAAAGCCUAAAGAAAAAGCUGGAGGCACGUGUCAAGACACUUCCCAGUCCUGUGCCAUCACCAACUCCCGAUGCCCCAUCCCCAACAAAUUCAGAUGACGGUCUUCAGUUGCCUCCAGUGCAGGACAUUGGAGAAUUUGGAGACUUAGGAGGAGGCACGACAAUGAUGGAACAUAACGACACCCCUAAUUCAGCUCCUUCCCCCGAAGGAUCGCCUGUGGGACUCAGCCCAGUUGUUCCAGGUGCAGCUGCCGCACCCACUGGUGCAAGUUCCGGUUCAACAGAUCCGCUCAGCAGCUUCAUGUCACAGAGUCCCUCUGUGCUGUCUUCUUGGCUGGACGCAUUCAACCAGGAAUUUCAAGAUGGCCGCCUGAACGACGAGCCGCCCGUGCUUACCCCUGCAGCGCCAGCUCCGAGCACCUUGGAGAGCAGGUUGUCCACGCUCAUGCAGAACUUUGGAAACAUACCGGGAGGGCUUUUCUCUACGAGUUCCGCCAGCAACACUCCAAAGCGUGCCGACUCUCCUCCAUACGGCUCGAGCACGGCGCGGCCGGCCGCUGCUAGCAUCGCGGCCCUGGUGUCAGAGCUGCGCAGUGCGGAGACCCCGCAGAAGGACGAGAGCAGUGGCCAGGGCACUCCGGUGCUCGACGAGAACUCUUUCCUCAACAAGCAGGGCCUGUCCAGGCAGCGACUGGACGCUGCGCCGCCCAUCAGCGUGAACCCGCACGCCGAUGUCGACCUGCGGCAGAAGCCCAUGAAGGGAGACACCGACAUGCGUAUCCCGUUGAACGAGAGCCACGAAUCGAAGACCGCCGCGAGUACGUCCGGCUCCGACGUACCCCCUUCCCCCGUGCCGGUGUUGGUGCCUCCCCCCCUCCCCCCAGCUCUACAGGCAUAUCUGGAGCCGAUCCGAACUGUGACGUCGUCCGGACCGAGUGCAACAACGCCCUCGUCGAAGGUAGUGCCGUCCCCUCCGGCGCCGUCGGCAGACUACCUCAUCCCCGUUGCGGAAAAUUUCGACGUCACCGACAUGGACUUGGACGACGAUUCUGUUGACAACGAUCACGGUGAGGCUCAUCACUUGCCUCAAAAAAAGUCCAGCAACCUCAUAACGCUCGUGCACUCCGAAGAGUCGAACGGUACGCCGGGUCAGUCGACGGGCCCGACGGAGGCGUCCCAGAAGGACGAGGAAGGAAGCCCACCGUCGGUUACCGUGACGACGGGAGCAAAUGAUCCCCGUAGAGCUAGGGAGGUGGUGGAGAGCAGCUACAGUCCGCCGUCGAAGAUCGAAACCGUGCAGACACGGAACACGGAGCCGAGUUCUGAAGCGGACUUGACGACGUCCAGCGACAUCUGGGAGCGCAGGGAGUACUACCCUUCCCAGCAGAUGAGUAACGGCGGAAGCAGAAUGCGUGGCCGCGGGUUCUACGGGUACAACGACCAGCGGCACAGAGCUCCCGGUGGGUACCAGGAAGACUAUGGACACAGGAGGGGUGGAUUCGGUCACGAGUGGAGUCCGAGGCAGCCCAGGUACCAGAACUAUGGUGGUCCUCCGCAUCAUACCCGGGGUCCGUAUUACAACCCUCGCUACUGAGGAUGUACGGGGCUUGUACGGGGCUUGGACGUAGAGUGUGUAGCGCUGUACAUAGUGGAAAGAAGAAGAAAAAAAAUAUGUUCAUAAAGCAUCUAGUGAAGGGACUCUACUGGAGAAGCCAUGGCACGAACGCACUUGCACUUGGUGAAAUCAAGUGGCAAAGUGGUUCUCGCUGCACCAGUGGGUGUUACUUUUCCAACGUUGAGAAGCAGCAUCUGUUUCCUCUUUCCUGUCAAGUGCACAUGUGGAGGAGGGCUUUUAUGGAGCAACAGGAUGUUACGUUUUAUAACCUUACUUUCACUCGUCCUCUCACUGGGAAUCUGGUCGUUCAUCUGCAGAGAGCAAUUAUAUGCAAACUUUGAGUACAAGCUGUAACGAAGCUUAGAAAGCGUUAGAAAAUCGCAGUCUCUGUUUGCACCUUUCGAGUGCAGUCACUUUAGGUUCUGUUUAUGGUGCACAGGCCCGUUUUAUUUCACCAGGAUUGCUGUGAUGACACUUUUAUAUGUAGAAGUGAAUGCAAAAAAACCUUCACAGAGGUGUGCUGAGCUUUGACAUUUUUCCUUGCAGCAUGUUUUACGGCCGCCACCCUCCCCCCAUCCCAUUUAGUUUGUGUUGAUCAUACACAUUGCCAUUUUGUAUCACACAAGUUCGCUUUCCCGGGACAGGGGUACUUGUGGUGGUAUCAUGUGCGUUGUCGGUGUAAACUCAUAUGACGCAUAAAGUUUGUUUUCUCUCGUU
Messenger RNA from Ornithodoros turicata, 3688 nucleotides. RefSeq names its product regulation of nuclear pre-mRNA domain-containing protein 2-like. NCBI's taxonomy places the organism in Eukaryota, Metazoa, Arthropoda, Arachnida, Ixodida, Argasidae. Gene Ontology annotation, molecular function: RNA polymerase II complex binding. The transcript is spliced from 10 exons. Bases 488 to 2950 code for a protein of 820 amino acids. The record is from RefSeq and is a predicted model, not a curated record. Gene Ontology annotation, biological process: mRNA 3'-end processing.